UCGGAUUUUAUAUAUCUAUAUAAACAAUAUCAGUGUGCUACAACGGCAGUGAUGGACGUCGACAUCUUAUUAACGUUAAUGUUGUCCGUGGUUUUAACCGCUUGUCAAAAUGUGAAUGGAAGUGAAGAUCUCCCAACCACGGCUUUUCUGCAGACCUCAUUUUCUCCGCUGCAAACUCCAAUGUCGACAGUGUCCGCUAUAUCUCCGAUAUCUGCUUUUCAAACAAACUCUUUUAUGGGACCAGAGAACGAUACUCAGCUAUUAACAUCAGUAUCUGGCAGUGGGGCGGCGAGGAUGCAGGGCGAUCCUUCUGUUAGUGCUAGAAAAUCCACCCAAACCCUUACUGUGCAUACACUCCGCAGUAGUCAGCUUUUGGAAUCAGAAACUAUUUACCAGACUGUGAUGGCAACAGAACUCACAGCUAGUGAUCAAGUGUCUGGAUCUGCUAUAAAUGCAAGCGUGAAAGCCGAAGAAAGUCGUUGGAAUAUGGACAUGUCGCUUAUUACGAUUAGCUCGUUUACAGAAGGUAUAGCUCCUUCCUCGGCUUCAUUACUAGAUAGGUACCAGACGACCUUUAAUUUAAACUUCAUUGACAGUAGUUCUGUCAUCAAUAGUGCAUUUUCCAUCAACGGUGCCUCUGUCAUGAACAGUGCGUUUGCCACUGACAUUGCGUCUGUUAUCAACAGUGUCUCUUCUGACAUUAACAGUGCAUCUGCCAUCAACAGUGAGUCUGCCAUCAACAGGGAGUCUGCCAUCAACAGUCAGUCUGCCAUCAACAGGGAGUCUGCCAUCAACAGUCAGUCUGUCAUCAGCAGUCAGUCUGUUAUAGACAGUGCCUCUUCAAACAAUAUUGUCUCCUCAGCCAUUGACAGUUCAUCAUCCAUCAACAGCGCGCCUGCCAUCAAUAGCGCGUCUGCCAUCAAUAGCGCGCUUGCCAUCACCAGUGCUUCUGCCAUUAACUGGAACUCUUCCAUCAACAUUGAGUCUGCCGUCGUCAGUUCCUCCUCCACCAACAGUGCGUCUUCCGUCAACAGUGUGUCUGCCAUCAAUAGUGUCUUUGCCUCUCCAACUGACAGUGACGCCGACAAAGUAUCAAUCAGUGUCAGUGCUUCGGCCAUUGACAAUAUAUCUGAAACUUCACAGGUGCAGUUUUCUCCUCCAGUCACUGUAUUGAGUAACGAUUUCCAGUGGGUGAGCUCCGAGGCUGGAAAUCCUUCCCGUACACCCUCCUUACCUGCUCUCACACCACCGUCACAUUCACUGUCCACCGGCGCUGAUGCCAUACAGCCAACUGUUGCUGAUUUUGUGUCAGAAAGCAAAACAAUUUUGAUUUUCUCGUCUACGUCAGAAUUUGUUGAACUACCAGAGAGCACGACAUUACGAACGAACAGUUCUGAUUUUACCUUACCAGCCACAAUGAAAACUGUUCCAGAUACCGAAACAUCGUCUUCCAUUCCUGCAUCACAAUCAUUGGCAUCGUCUUUUUCAACAGUGUUUUCGUAUACAACUAUUCUCCAAACAAAUAACAUUCAAACUACGAUUGUGAAUGAUUCUACAACAAACGAUUACAGGGUUAUAAUGGAUUUUAACGGAAAAUGUGAGAGAUUAAAGAAGAACGACUAUUUACGACUUGCUUUUAUAAGUAAAUUGAUAGAACAACUGAGCCUGAAGAUGAAUGUCUCUGCAGGAAAUUUCGAAACAGAUAGGUUUUUCUGUGAUCCGAUGCAAGCACAGUUGCAGGUUAGCAAACUAAAUCAAGAGCACUUAAACGCUAUAAGUGGAAUGAAGGAGAAUAUGACCAUAAGCGUAAGUGACGGAAAUGCCCUUCUCCCCUUUCAUGUUCUGGCUGUUCGUUUUAUCAAAGAGACCGACGCUUCCGUGUUUGACAUUGACUCUUUUGAGUCAGUGAUAGAAAUGACCGAUAUUGUGCUGAUAUCAGUGUCAUCAUUUGUGUUUCUAUUGCUAAUAAUGCUAUGUAUUAUAUAUACGUGUCGGGAGUGUCUUGUAAAAAAGCGGGGUCACACUUUUUCCGUGAUUGAUAUCCCGCACGUUAACCUCAAGCUUGCUGACUUUUCCCUCACGAAGAUUCCUCGUCCCCAGAUGGUGUACCACGCAGAUGGCGACACUCGACCGACCACGGCUUCCGAGUCCCUGUACAGAGCGGGUCGGCGCCCGCACAUUCCGCCACGGUGGUCGGCACAGGAUCCCACACCACAAGAACACAGGCUUUCAGUUAAUGCUGAGGACAUUCAGGUCCGCAUGGCUGACAGGGACGGCGGGCUGGUGAUUGGCGUGACCUCGAAGGCCUGUCAGUUGAUCGCACUCAACGGCCAUUCCACCGCCGGCAAUGAAAGCCUGUCUCGGAAACUCCUCAAGCCUGAAUAUCACCAGGGUCCACUGGAGGGGGUCGACAAUCCAAACUGUUCAACACUCGACGAAUCGUCGAACAGUAAUAAGGAAUACAAAGAGGACGAAAAUAGUGAAUUAGAACUGAUGCUUUGAUUUGUUAAGACAUACAUUUUCAUGUGUACAGUAAACGUUUUCAAUGUAAUGUGUAACCCGUCUGCUCAUUGAAUGUGUGUUUACUAGUCUUUGCAUUGGACGAACGUGUGUCUGCAUGUUUUGCUAUACAUAAUCAACCCAGAGCGCAGCGAUACUCGUGAA
Molecule: messenger RNA, 2664 nt
Organism: Mya arenaria
Lineage: Eukaryota; Metazoa; Mollusca; Bivalvia; Myida; Myidae
Exons: 3
Coding region: 52-2502 (816 amino acids)
Source: RefSeq, a predicted model, not a curated record